Ilyonectria robusta is the source of this 1368-nucleotide messenger RNA. RefSeq lists its product as uncharacterized. Lineage: Eukaryota; Fungi; Ascomycota; Sordariomycetes; Hypocreales; Nectriaceae. The coding region runs from base 1 to 1368 and encodes 455 amino acids. The record is from RefSeq and is a predicted model, not a curated record. The transcript is spliced from 2 exons.
AUGGAUGAAACAUACCGAUAUCUGAGUUCCCAUAGGCUCUGGGACUCUACCAACCCAAAGAAAAGUCAGUCUGUCGAGGUGAUUGAGAUAUGGCAUAGCCACUCAUCAGCAGGGCUCCAUAUACAACACAGUCAUAUUGCCCUUCAAGAGACGUCACAAUGGUUGGCCCAACCCUUGACAAAGCUAGGGAAGGAUGGAGGAGCUUACUCGCUAUUGGUUCGAUUGGUCUUUGCCGCCUACAACCCAUCUGACAACGGCCUGGACCACUUGCUGGACCAUUUUGGCCUAAGAGAUGCUCGAGCCUACGCCAUCAGCUGCAUCGCAGGCAUCGAUGCUCUCCCUCAAGCUGAAGCAACUCGGCGCACUUUCACGCUGACCUAUCAUCCAAAGCUAGCUGUUGUCUGGUCUCACUCGAGCCCAGCUGCCUCGACUGCGCAAAACCCCCCUACAUCAUCCAGCACAGCAUUUACUCAAGGCAUUAUCUUCGCGAGCUCAGAGCAACGCGCCGCCUUAAGUAACUUACUCCAGCGCCAGUGGGACUUGCAUCUCGUAUCUCACGCCAUGUUCCCCGUUUUUAUAUGUGGCUUGAUGAUGGAUCAUGAGGUGGACCUCACGCAAAACAAGAUCAAAGUUGAGGUGCGUACAGUGGAAGUGCGGACUGGCCAUCACCGCUUCGCAAGCCGCAAAGAGAACGCGGCAGCGGGUCAGAUGGGCGAGCUAUCUGCUUCGAUGAGUGGGCUGUGCACCAAGCUGGCAAGCACAGCUAGAAAGAUUCAAGUCGCACGAGAGUUUCAAGAUUUUAUGAAUGCCCAAGUUCAGGCAAGGUUGGAACGGAAUGGUAGCGCUCCAGUCGAUAACUUGAAGAAGCGCGACGAAUCCAUUGGGGAAGACCUCCUUGAUCAAAACAUCAAAUUGAUGAAGAAGAGGCUCGAAAUGAAGCUGCUAGACAACCAGUAUAUACUCGAGAGAGUAAGAAUUCAGUUAGCUGCUGUGUUCAACCUCAUCGCUCAGCAGGACAGUUUAAUUGGUCUGCGAACAGCUCAUGCUUCACAGUUAGCGGCUAUGUCGAGUAUGCGUGACUCCUCCUCUAUGAAGACACUUGCUUUGGUUGCCUUGGCAUUCUUACCAGGUAGUUUCGUUGCCGCCGUUUUUUCUGCUCCGUUAUUCAACUGGGACGCUGCCGCCACGUCUGGGACUCAUUCAAUUGCAGUGGAUACGAAACCCCAAUUCAAGCUUUUUUGGUCUAUUGUCCUCCCGCUUACAGCUCUUACCUUUACACUCUAUGUUGGGAUGCUGCUCUCAAAGCGGAAGCAAAUGAAGAAAUUAUCCGCGUUAUCUGAAGAGGACUUGGAAAGGAUAUUAGUAUAA